CACUGAGGGGAGCCCUUUAUCAAGAAGACCCUGUGUUUCUCCAUCUUCUUGGGGUGGGCAAGGUCACUGCCUCAGGCCAUGUGAGGUUCCCUGACCCUCGUUAUCGAAGUGCCUUCCGGUCGUUGUCAAGAAGUCUUUGGCCCAGGUGCCUCUGAUCUCCUAAGCUCUGGGGCACCACAACUGCAGGCUCCCCAUGCACCAGGGAAUAGACAGAUGGACAGAGGAUCACUGCACAAAUGGUGGGAGGUGCAGAGGUCUACAGAGAAGGUGACAUAAUGGAGACUCUAGGAGGGACCAACCCGAUUCUUCAUAGUACUGUUUGAAACAACUAGAAGAAACCCACAGCAGUGAGUUCCUCAGGAGUGGGGAGUUCCUCAGGAAUGGUGGGGCUCCUCUGCCUCUGGGCUGUGAAUCCCACCUGUUUGGGGUGUGAUAUGCCACCAAAACCCUGUUGGGCUUCCACUGGCAGAGCAGCACUGUCCCAGAACUGCCUUUUUCCUACAAAGGAAGGCUUGGGGUGUUCACCUGGGUGUGAGCCCAGGACUGGAAUAGGUGUAGGAGAGAAGAGAGAAAGACAGGACACAGAUGACAUAGGAAUGAAUAUCCCAGGCUUUAGAGUUUGUCCCUGGGUUGACAGAGGUUUGUGUCUCAGGAUCUGAUUGGGUCCAUGAAGCCUGCCUUUCAAGUCACUCUUCUAUAGGGAAUGACCCUGAUGUUCCUGGGCAGUGACCAGUGGCCCCUCCCGCCACUGCUCCUGUGGUGGUUUCUCUGCCUCCCUAGGCUGGGGAACUCCUACUGGAACUACAGGAGCUUAAUAAGGAGGCAAAGACAGAUCCAUCGAUUGACAGUCUGAUGGAGUAACCAGAAGGCCUUCAAUGGAGGCCAGUCUUCACUGGCAAAGACUCCUUCUGGGCAGUCGCACCAGCUCCGGGUUUGCUGUGUGCUCUCUCCUGAGGCCCAGGUCUCCGGACGCUUCUCCAUGUGUUUUGACUUCCUCAGGGCCUCUGAGCUUGGUGGGACAGCCUUGGGUCCAGCCAGAGAGCCGGCUGGAGUCUACUCACCUGCGCUUGCCUCCCCAUCGCAUCCCCACUAUUCCCAAUUGCAGUCGCUCUGCCCGGCCAGGUCCUUCCAUGCCUCGAGUUCCCCCAGCCCCCUGCGCCGCACUAAUAACUUCCAGCCGGCAGGACCUCUUUAAUAGCAUUCUGCAGGAGUGGGGCCGGGACGACAGAGUCAGGUCAAGAGACUGAGGUCCUUCCUAGGUGGGAUCGGGGAUACUAGCACAGUCUGCUCUGAUCUCCCUCCUCGGAAUUUUGCAAAUCCCCAGCCGUUGGGGCCAGGGAAAGCAAUUUUAUUGCCGAUGAAUUUAUGAGCCGGAGCGGCGGUUAGGCGGGGCGUCCAUGGCACACAGAACCUGGGGGCCGCCCACGAAGGGUCCAGCCCGAGUGUGUACGAGGCCGCGCCUGGCAGCGCGGAGCAGCACCGAGGCUGGGUCUGGUGAGUUGUUCCGCAGACUUCUCUCCGCGCCUCCUCAUCCUAUGGAAAUACCGCUCCCGAGACAUCUACCAGCUCCAGAAAUACCGAGGCCCCGAGGUGGGGGGGGUGGGGGUUCAGGAGGAGGGGCACACGGGGCUCGGGCCCAGCGUGGGGGCGGGUCCGAGGCGGGGGGCCCAGAACAGGAGCCGCACACUGGGGCCCAGGCGGCUGCGGAGCGGAGCGCAGCGGGCGACUGGACUACCACAGCCCGGCUGGCCAUGAGCUCGGGAUCCGAGCCCCGGACACCCCCGACACCCUUCAGCAUCGCAGACAUCCUAGGCCCGCGCGUGGUUCCCCGAGGACCCUCUGCGUCACAGCUUCCAGAGUCGAGCCCGGGUCCCACGUCGCCGCUGUGCGCGCUGGAGGAGCUGACUAGUAAAACUUUCCGCGGACUUGACGGACACGCUCCGCAGCCCUCUGCAGGCCGCGCCGCCCCGGGCGCUCUGAGCCUCGGCCCCGCCGGCCGCCGAAGGCGAAAGUCACGCACGGCGUUCACGGCGCAGCAGGUGCUGGAGCUGGAGCGGCGCUUCGUCUGCCAGAAGUACCUGGCGCCGUCGGAGCGCGACGGGCUGGCAGCGAGGCUGGGCUUGGCCAACGCGCAGGUCGUCACGUGGUUCCAGAACCGGCGCGCCAAGCUCAAGCGCGACGUGGAGGAGAUGCGCGCCGACGUGGCCUCGCUGCACGCGCUGUCCCCCGAAAUCCAGUGCCGCCUCGCGCUACCCCACGGCGCCCCAGGCCUCGGCCGGCCGGACUCCGGGCCGCACCUGUCAGACGAGGAGAUACAGGUGGACGAUUGAAGGCAAAGCCGCUUCCAGGGCUCGGGCCGUGGAUUUCUCGCCUCGGCGCUCCUGUCCGGUUACCCCGUGGAGGGAGCGCGUCGAUCUGGGCCUCUUGGGCUCACAGACCAGACGCCUGCCUUUCCCAAUUGUUGAGAAUAGAGUCGAGACUCCGCCACACCAGGCCUCGGUUCUGGCGCCCGGAGCAACAGGAGCAAAAUCUGAUUACUGCGCAGAUUCCGCGCUCGGCGCUGUGCCGAGCCUUUAAACGCGAUGUGUCCUUUAAUCCUCAUAGCAACUCCGUCAGGUAGGUGAUAUAAUUGUGCCCGUUUUACAAAGGAAGAACCCCUAGGUCAGGAUUUGGACCUAGGCAUCCAGCUAGGCUUCAGAGCCGGUGCUUGUCAGCCCCCUGCUCUGGAGACUCCCGGCUGAGGGGAAGCGGAUGGGACUCUAGCUGCGGCCACCCCUCCGCUACUGGCUGCCUUUGGUCGCAGGACUGUACCGGGCCUUUGAUCCGCCGCCGCCUCGGAGACCUUGCUUCUAACCUCUAGGCCGGCUCCAGAGGGACCACGUCGUGCCCGACUCUUUCUUCUUUCCCCACCCUGAGAUCAUUUGUUAAUGGGGUCCUGACCCUUCUCCCCACUUCCGCCGCCGAAGGAACCCUACGCUGAGACAGGCGCGCAGGGAGAGGGGACAAACCUCUACUUCUGGGACCUCCGCCCUGCACUUGGGCGGGGAAGGUUCCCACCAGGAUGGUAGCGGUGGCGGGACAGUUGGGGAGGCUGGCGGGCCUGCUGAGGCAGAGCUUGGAGUAGAGGCCUCGGGGUGGAGACCCCAGUCCACCCCUCCUCCCCCAACCCCGUGGACAUUUCUGAGAUUAAUUUAUUCCGCUGGUGAUUAAUCACCCUCCUGCAGUGUGGUGGGGACGGAAGGGGAGCACUCAGUAGCUACAGGCUGUCCCCAAGCCCAGCCACCCCACCCAUCUUCAGGAGACCAGGCUUAGGCGCCUUUCCUGCUUCCCCUUGCUCUCUCUCAGUCCUUCCUCCCUCCUCAGAUCUUCCCAUGCUUCUGCCCAGAAGCCACAACGAUGAUCUGGGAAUAAUCCAUCCAGGGUUCAAGGAGGGUCAGCUGGGACCUCAGAUGCAGGUGGAAGUCCCAGGAGAGGAUAUUUCAGGGAGGGUGAACAAGGCUGGAAGGCAGAGGGGAACCUGGCAUUUUCAGACAGCAGCUACCACUUACUGAACACAGUUCUAAGUGCUUUGCAUGGAUUAAUCUUCACAAUAACCCCAUGAGAUAAGAGAGUUUAACUUUAAGGAUAAGGAGACUGAAUCACAGAAGCCCAAGGAAACUUGGUCAAGUCAUGAAGCUUGUAAGUGGUGGGGCUGGGAGUAACCUGCUUGCUUGUCAGACUCAGGAGCUCAUGCUUCUGGCCAUUACAGGUUCUGUCCCUAUAACUGUGACUGGGCCUAAUUGAAAGAAGAAAAGGGUUUACAGAGAGAAGAGAGGACACGGAACCAAAGGUAGGAAUUUAGGCAUUGUACUGUAGACAGAGCCUGGUCCUUGGAGGAUUUUGAGGAGAGGCAUGAGAGCAAUGUUUAGGGCAGGCUAAUCUGGCUGCAUGUGCAGGGUGGACCAGAGACUGGCAGGGACCUUAGGAAGGUGUAUCUCUGGCUACUGCAGAAGGUAAGAGCUGAGAGAAUUAAGGGCCAGAUGUGGAGGGGGAGGGAGGUUGUUCCAACAGAGGAAUAUUCCCCCAGUGACCGAAGAUUGCAUGAGUCAAUGAUGACCUCACAAACCUAGGCAACUGGAAUACAAGUGGCAUCUUGCAUAGAAACACACAAUGUCUAUUAGUGUAGAGCUAAGAAUCUGUCAGCCAUUAUGUACAAAAAGUAUUCCUUGCCCCUGUGUUGCCUCUUCGGCACACAUAUCUCCCCUGGCGCCUGUUCAAGGUCCUUUCCCUGUUCCCUUGAUCCCUCUGUAAAGGCUGCCUCUCUGGAACCUUUAGAUUAGGGUGAGCAACUCAUUCCUGUUUGCCUAGGACCUUCCCAAUUUUUGCACUGAAAGUCCCACACCCCAGGAAACCCCUCAGUCCCAGGAAAAACCAAGAUGCUUCCAGCUCUGGGGACUCAGAACUCAGGCUGCUGCGUCAGAACCCUACCAGUUAGCAGUGUGAACGUGGGGCAAAAUGGGAGCAAGGUGUCAGGAGUCCUUUGGCUGUUGGAGAAAAUUCAAGUCCAGGAUAGGCUAAGAGGUACUGAGGAAGGGACAUUUCUUUGAGAGGCUGGAAGGGCAAGGAGCCAGCUCAGCCUGAAAGCAGAGACACCACACAAUAGUGGUGGGUAGCCAGGAGCCCUAGUGGAAUCCCCAAAGCAGAGAAGUAAUCCCCUAGCCCAGAACAAGAAGGCCAGAUGGACUGGCCUCUUAUGGAGUCACUGAUGUAAUCAUCCCCUAAACAAACACAACCACCUCUCCUCAACCCCACUCCCCAACCAGGCAGAAGCAAAGAACUCCUGGGGCCAAUAAUUCUAGUUAGGAAGGUAGGGUCCGGGGGAGUUAACUGACUCUGAGCCAUAACCCUCUUCCACUUGAGGCUUCCUAAAUUCUAGCCCAGUGCUGCCACCUCUUGUAAUCAAGCCUCAGAUAAACCAAACUCAAAUCGGUAUCACCAAAAUGGCCUCUGGAUGGGUGUCUCCUCCUCUAGGUCCUAGAGCGCCGCUUCUCACUGUUAGGGCACUCAGGAUCACCUG
This is a messenger RNA of Equus quagga, 5056 nucleotides long. It is a transcript of the gene LBX2, whose product is annotated as ladybird homeobox 2. Lineage: Eukaryota; Metazoa; Chordata; Mammalia; Perissodactyla; Equidae. Gene Ontology annotation, molecular function: DNA binding. The record is from RefSeq and is a predicted model, not a curated record. Bases 1398 to 2330 code for a protein of 310 amino acids. The transcript has 2 exons.